This is a messenger RNA of Marmota flaviventris (yellow-bellied marmot), 639 nucleotides long. RefSeq names its product CART prepropeptide (gene Cartpt). Gene Ontology annotation, biological process: adult feeding behavior; positive regulation of MAPK cascade; cellular response to starvation. NCBI's taxonomy places the organism in Eukaryota, Metazoa, Chordata, Mammalia, Rodentia, Sciuridae. Gene Ontology annotation, molecular function: neuropeptide hormone activity. The record is from RefSeq and is a predicted model, not a curated record.
GGUUGACCCGGGUCCUCCUCCACACCCCCUUCCUUCCUCGCCCCCUCCCUUUCCCCUGCACCCGGGCUCUGGCUCGCUAUAAAAGGCGGGAGCGCGGGGCGCCCCAGCAGCGGAGAGUUUCAGCACCAUGGAGAGCCCCCGCCUGCGGCUGCUGUCCCUCCUGGGCGCCGCCCUGCUACUGAUGCUACCUCUGCUGGGCGCCCGUGCCCAGGAGGACGCUGAGCUCCAGCCCCGAGCCCUGGACAUCUACUCCGCCGUGGAGGAUGCCUCCCACGAGAAGGAGCUGAUUGAAGCGCUGCAGGAAGUCUUGAAGAAGCUGAAGAGUAAACGUAUUCCCAUCUAUGAGAAGAAGUACGGGCAAGUCCCUAUGUGUGACGCUGGAGAGCAGUGUGCAGUUCGAAAAGGAGCCAGGAUUGGGAAGCUGUGUGACUGUCCCCGAGGAACCUCCUGCAAUUCCUUCCUCUUGAAGUGCUUAUGAAGGAGUGUCCAUCCUUCACCAUAUGUCUCCUUUCCCCCUACUGUCCCCAAGAGGAUCAUGCCUUCAUCCCUGGAGUUUGGCUUUAGCAAAAAUAAAGUUUGCAUUCCCCUCUGAGGGUGAAGGGGCUCUUUUCCUGCUGUUCCAAAAUAAAAGAACACAUU